Blastomyces gilchristii SLH14081 is the source of this 4521-nucleotide messenger RNA. Its product is annotated as dicer-like protein 1. The transcript is spliced from 16 exons. Gene Ontology annotation, cellular component: RISC complex; nucleus; cytoplasm. Gene Ontology annotation, biological process: siRNA processing. NCBI's taxonomy places the organism in Eukaryota, Fungi, Ascomycota, Eurotiomycetes, Onygenales, Ajellomycetaceae. The coding region runs from base 1 to 4521 and encodes 1506 amino acids. The record is from RefSeq and is a predicted model, not a curated record. Gene Ontology annotation, molecular function: ribonuclease III activity; RNA binding; DNA binding.
AUGGAUAUAGACCAGACCGCCGGGAGGCAUGAUGAUGCUUCAGGACCAGAGGGAUCAAAUAACGAGUUAGAAAACUCUGAUCAGGCUCCGCUGAACGCAGAACAUCGACGACAGAAGCAAAAUGCCAAAUUCAAGGCGCUUCUGUCCAGCAGAACUGAAACCAUUAUGACGGAGGAUAUCCAACGAGCAGCGAGAGCUAAGCACGAUAGUGAGCUGUCUAUGAAUAAUUUAAUUGACAAACAAGAUUUUACCUCUGUUAUCCAUGACCCAAGAGAGUAUCAGCUGGAACUUUUUGAGAAAGCAAAGACGGCGAAUACUAUUGCUGUACUGGAUACGGGAUCGGGCAAAACAUUGAUCGCAGUGCUUUUGCUUAAGCAAAUGAUUCAAAACGAAUUAGCUGAUCGAGCCAAUGGCAAACCACCUCGUAUAUCAUUCUUUCUGGUCGAUACCGUUACCCUAGUAUAUCAACAGGCCGCGGUUUUGAAAGCAAAUAUUGAUCAAAAUAUCGAUAAAUUCUGCGGAGCUAUGCAGACUGACUUAUGGAGCAAGGAUACCUGGGACAAGCAUUUCUCCAGGAAUAUGAUUAUUGUCUGUACCGCCGAAGUUCUACAUCAAUGUCUGCUCCGUUCGUUUAUCCAAAUGGAACGGAUCAAUCUUCUUAUUUUCGACGAGGCCCAUCAUGCUAAAAAGGACCACCCGUAUGCCAGGAUUAUCAAAGACUUCUAUUUGCAAAAGAUUGUAGUUCAAAACAGACCCAAGAUAUUUGGAAUGACGGCAUCGCCGGUUGACGCGAAGGUGGAUGUGGUAAAAGCUGCAAUGACUCUUGAGGCACUACUUGACAGUCAGAUUGCAACCGCGUCCAACCUAAAUGCUUUGCGGCAAGCGAUACCACGGCCAAAUGAGCAGAUGUGGGUAUAUGAUAGACUUGAUGACCCUUCCGAGACUGAGUUGUACAAAUCUAUGCAAUCACGUUUUGGCAGGAUCCGUGAACUAGAAAAGAUAUUCUCGUUUGCCUUGGAGGCAAGCUCGACACUGGGGAGAUGGUGUUCGGAUUGGCUGUGGACAUUCGCUCUGGACGAGGCAGAAUUGCCCAAGCUCGAAGGCAAGAUCUCUAAGAGCUACAUGCAGUCUAGGUCUGGAAAUCAGCUCAAAGGAGCUGACGAAGCGAUUGACCUUCUUCGAGAAGCUGCGCAGUUGAUCAAAAGUCACGCCUUUUAUACUCCGGUUGAUUGCACUGAACACCUGAGCUCGAAAGUGCGACUAUUGAGUCAUGAGCUUUCCAUGUACUUUGAACGGCACACGGACACGAAAUGUAUUGUAUUCAUACAGCAACGAUAUACAGCGAGGUUGUUAGCAGAACUGUUUUCUCGGAUCGGAACACAGCACAUGCGAACGGGGGUUCUCAUAGGGGUCCGACAUGACGGAAUUGGGGGCGCAAACUUCUCUUUCCGGCAGCAGUUUUUGACACUGUUGAAGUUUCGCAAAGGGGAGCUCAAUUGCCUGUUUGCAACCUCUGUUGCUGAAGAGGGACUGGAUAUACCAGAUUGCAACCUGGUUAUUAGGUUCGAUCUGAAUUCGACCAUGAUUCAGUAUGUCCAAAGCCGUGGACGAGCUCGACAUUCCCACUCUAUAUACGCGCAUAUGGUGGAACGAGAUAAUCUUAUACACUCAUCAAGUGUCGAGGAGGUCCAGCGAGCAGAGAAUAUCAUGCGGCGGUUCUGCGAAGCUCUCCCCGAAGACAGGAUUAUUCGAGGUAGUAGUGAUGAUUUAGGAAUGAUUCUGGAUAAUGAACGAUACCGUAAUUCUUUCACCAUCCACAGCACAGGCGCAAAGUUGACCUAUGAGUCUUCCCUUGCUGUCCUUGCACAUUACGCAAGCUCUCUGCAAUAUGAGAACGAUAUGUCGGCACAAGUGAAUUACUUUAUCGAGCGAAUUGACGGUGCCUUUGUUUGCGAAGCUAGUCUCCCUGAAAAAUCCCCUUUCCGGGGCAUGACGGGUAAACCGUCGGCACGGAAAUUGCAUGCCAAACAAUCUGCUGCUUUCGAAACAUGUUUGAUGCUUAGAAAGAAUGGGCUCCUCGAUGACCAUUUCGUGUCAAAGUAUCACAAGAGACUGCCGGCUAUGAGAAAUGCGAAAUUAGCCAUAAAAUCGAAGAAAGCAAAUCAAUAUGAUAUGAUUGUGAAGCCUAAGCUGUGGGAGAAUGCUCGUGGCACCAUUCCGAAGGAAAUAUAUGCCACUUUUUUGACCUUGAGGCCAACGGGCAAAUUACGGCGAGAAUACCACCCUCUCCUUUUGUUCACACGAGAUGCCCUUCCAAGGUUUCCCAAAUUCCCAUUGUAUCUUGAGGAUGACAUUGAAGUCGAUGUUAUUUCGGUUCCCCUGCGCACCUCGUUACGAGUCUCGGAAGCCGAGUUGGAUCUGCUCACUACUUUCACCCUCAGGAUAUUCCAAGAUCUCUUUCACAAAGUAUACGAAUAUCAACCGGCCAUGAUGACUUAUUGGCUUUGCCCGGUAAGGUUAAACUCUGGAGACACCGACAUCUCAGGAAAUGUGGAUCCCCGAGAACUUCUCGACGUAAGUAUUCUUCAGUAUGUGGAGCACAAUCCCGAGAUACGAUGGUUUCCCGGUAUGCCAACCAGCGCUGUGGAAAACCGAUUUCUUUUCGACAAAUGGGACGGCAGAUAUCGCUACUUCACGUCCACGGUGGAACCGAGCCUAAGCCCCUCAGAUCACCCUCCAGCAACGAUGGCGAAGAGAAGGUACAUGGAAAACAUAAUGAAUUAUUGUCUUAGUCUGUUUAAGAACUCCCGUCUAAAGUUUCUAGGAGAAUGCGACUGGAAGCAGCCAGUUUUUCGAGCUGAAUUGGUUCGACUUCGCCGAAAUCUUCUGGAUAGGGAGACAGAACAGGAAAAAGGGGAAGGAACGACCUAUUAUAUUUGCCCGGAACCUCUGAGGAUCUCAGCUUUGCCCGCCCCAGUUGCUGCGUUUGCCUUCGCUUUCCCGGCCAUCAUAAGUCGGCUAGAGUCCUACUUGAUUUCUCUAGAGGCAUGCGACAUGCUCCAUAUAAAUAUCAAAACGCAUCUCGCUCUGGAAGCCCUUACAAAGGACUCAGAUAACACCGAAGAGCACCGAGGGGAACAAAUUCAUUUCCAACGAGGCAUGGGUAAGAACUACGAACGGCUGGAGUUCCUUGGAGACUGUUUUCUGAAGAUGGCUACCUCCAUCUCGCUGUUUGCCAUGAACCCUGACAACGACGAAUAUGAUUUUCACGUUAAACGAAUGUGUCUGAUAUGCAAUCAGAAUCUGUUCAAUACUGCUGUUAGAAUUAAACUCUACGAGUUUAUCCGCACACAGGGGUUUUCCAGACGAAACUGGUACCCCGAGGGGAUUAAGCUCCUCCAAGGAAAAGCCAAAUCGGAAUCGCAAAACAAACAUUCUUUGGGCGACAAAACGAUCGCCGACAUUUGCGAGGCGCUGAUCGGCGCUUCUUUGUUAUCAGGAGGAAAGGCACAUCGGUUUGAUUCAGCAGUCAAAGCAGUAACUACAUUCGUGAACAGCGACGACCACCGAGCUUCGGAGUGGAAUUGUUAUGUCAACCUAUAUUCACUACCAGACUAUCAAAUCGCCCAAGCGGAUGCGGGUCAAUUGGAUUUGGCUAAGCAAAUUGGCGACCGCUUAGGAUAUCAGUUCCGGUACCCAAGGUUGCUCCGUUCCGCAUUCACACACGCUUCGUUCCCAUCAGCAUGGAGUAGAGUUCCAUGCUAUCAGCGUCUAGAGUUUUUAGGAGAUUCUUUACUCGAUAUGGUUUGUGUUGAAUAUCUGUAUCACCGUUAUCCAGAUCGGGAUCCUCAGUGGCUCACAGAACAUAAGAUGGCUAUGGUAUCAAAUAAGUUUCUGGGUGCAGUUGCUGUUAAGCUAGGGUUACAUAGACACCUUAUAUAUUUCAGCAACGCUCUUUUGGGCCAAAUCACUAGAUACGUGGAGGAGAUUGAACUUGCGGAGGCUGAUAGCAACAACUCCCCAGAUGCCUGGACCACAACGAGUGAUCCGCCAAAGUGCUUGCCGGAUAUGCUAGAGGCAUACAUUGGAGCGAUAUUUGUCGAUUCGAACUUCAAAUUUGAGGUGGUGGAGGAUUUCUUCCAGCAACACCUCAAACAGUACUUUGAGGAUAUGAGCAUUUACGACACCUUUGCAAACAAACACCCAACGACAUACUUUCACAACCGGCUAACGAUCGAUUUCGGAUGCACCAGCUACUGUUUGAAGGCCGGUGAGGUGCAAAUGGUGGAUGGCACAGAGCCACGAGUAUACGCAGCGGUUAUCGUCCACGACGAGUUUGUAGCCGAAGGUAUUGCUUCAUCUGUACGGUAUGCAAAGAUUAAAGCCAGCGAGGCUGCGCUUGCGAAAUUGGAAGGACUUGCUCCAUUCAAAUUCCGCGAAAUAUAUGGUUGUGAUUGUGUAGUCAACAAGGGGGAGGAGGAAAACUGCAGUCUCAAGAAUGUGAAGCCUAUAUGUGGAUAA